AUGGCCAGCUCUGUACUCGUCCUUCCACCCAUCGCUGCCUCUACCCGUUUGGACGUCGUCUUUGACGAGAAAAUAUCUCUCAAGGAACGCGUCCAUCUUCCCGAAACUCUCGGCAUACAGGGAAAGGUCAACGUCGCCCCCGCACUUUCGAGCUCUAAUGGCGAGACUGUCGACAAGGGUCUAUCCUCCAACCACGUAGAACGACAACUCGGCGAGACAGAAGUCUCCUACUUCCUACCUUCUCGGGAGAGCGGUGUAAACGACAUGUAUCUGCAUUUAGGAUGCCGCGCGUCUGCGAGCCUCGUGCAGCGUGAGCGCGUCGCGCUGGUCUGGGCUAUCAUGCGUGUACGACACCCACUUCUUGCGUCGAGGGUCACGAUGCAUGGAUAUCAUGAUAUCCGUUUCGAAUACAAUGCGCCACUCUCACCAUUUGAGGCUCUCGAGGAGGCAAACAGGGCACUCGAAUACCGUUUCCAGACCAAAGAUGAGCUUAUCAGCUCUUAUCUCAAUGGUCCGAGGACACUGUCGAGCAAUCGACUUUCUUAUCUCGUAGUCUCGAGCAGUGAGUCCGAACAGGAAGGGGAACAAGAUUACCAUUUUUUGAUUUGCGCCACACACUUCCUCGGUGACGGAAUGGCGCUCCAUCAAUUCGCUAACGACUUCUUCGGACUGCUCGGCGGUUCCUUGGACCUGGCCAGUCUCGGCCAAAAACUUUCUGACGAGUGGUCCCAGCGAAUCAAGUCAGACGGUGAUAAGGGCCCGACAUUACCUUCUUCCGUAGAAGAUCGACUGCCCCAGGCGUCAACGUCAAGGUGGAGUCGAGCGACAGCUCGUGUCGACUUCGACCAGGCACAAAGGAAGCUAAUCGGCGGACAUAGCUUCCCUCGAGCCAAGAAGGGCCCCAGACACACGAUAGUUCCAACCGUGUCAUUCGAGCGCGAUGUAACGAAGACCAUCCUCAAGACGUGUAAAGCUCGAGGCGUGUCCAUCUCCGCUGCUCUUUUCGCGAUUUGCAAUAUCGCAUGGGCACGAACGCGCUCAGAGGGCUGGGAUCUACCGAUUAUGAUGUACUCUGCCCUUAAUAUGCGACCGAAUCUCCUCGCCGACAAGCACCUCAACGACUCGUACUGGUUCCUCGCCAUCGGGUACUUCAACGUCGUACUUCCUACCUUCUUCCCGAAGUCGGGCGACGCGAGCCAGAUGUUCUGGCAUCGCGCGCGUUCGGCGAAGACACAGAGUGUCAAGGCGGCGAAGAGCCCCAUGAACGUCUCGCGCUGUAGGGAGAUGGCGAACGAGCGCGGUGCGAGAGCGCGUGUUUGGGCAAAGGAAGACGACGACAAAGCAGCAGAAACAGUUGCGCUCAAGCCUGUUCUUGCUUCGGACCCUAUCAGCCAAUCGCCUUCGAAGCCCAAGGUUCCUUCGGCCGCGCUCAUUGGCUUGUCCCUCCUUGGGAAUCUGGACGGGAUAUACAAACAUGCGAAUUUCCCUACGAUCAAGCUGCAUACAUUGACGACUGGGUCUCGCCAGCGUGCAGGUGGUAUGCUCUUAUUCGGGUACACCUUCGUGGACAAGUUAUGGAUAAGUCUAGGGUAUGACGAGAAUGGUUUCGAGGAAGGAACAGUCCAGAAAUUCUGGAAGAACGUGCUUUCCACUGUCGACGAGUUCCUUUACAAUGUGAUUAUUUAA
Molecule: messenger RNA, 1686 nt
Organism: Cyclocybe aegerita
Lineage: Eukaryota; Fungi; Basidiomycota; Agaricomycetes; Agaricales; Hemipholiotaceae
Source: the annotation of a GenBank genome assembly